Triplophysa rosa is the source of this 3206-nucleotide messenger RNA. It is a transcript of the gene tnfsf12, whose product is annotated as TNF superfamily member 12. Gene Ontology annotation, cellular component: membrane. The transcript is spliced from 6 exons. Bases 642 to 1388 code for a protein of 248 amino acids. Gene Ontology annotation, molecular function: receptor ligand activity; tumor necrosis factor receptor binding. Gene Ontology annotation, biological process: immune response. NCBI's taxonomy places the organism in Eukaryota, Metazoa, Chordata, Actinopteri, Cypriniformes, Nemacheilidae. The record is from RefSeq and is a predicted model, not a curated record.
AUGUGCUCGCCUUCUCUCUAAAAUAUUGGACGGUACACUCAGCUGUUCGACUAGAGUGCAAGAAAAACAUGAGAGGAAAAUGCACUUGAUGAUUUGAGGCAGGACGAAGCGAAAUGGUAUUUCACUACGGAAUAUGCUUGGCACCGCACGAGGGGGAAGGAAAUAUUUUUUCCACUGCUGUGCAGGACUCACUUCCCUGCAGCGCAUACUUAAGCGCAUGGACGCAGAUGGAGGGCUUUUAACCUCUUAUCGUUCAUGGUCUGUUUAUCAAAGAAAACGCGGCAAAAUCAUGUCAAUGAGUCACGUAACUUUAAGGUGGGAAUAAAAUCCAAAUCCUAACAGGUUGCUUUGUUACUGGCAACUCUCUGCAGACGAGUGAGAGGAAUAUUUAAGUGUCUUUUGGGCUAGCUGCAGUUUUGGCAAUUAACGCAGACAGUUCUCCAUUUAUCAAAGCAUUUCAAGCGGCGAGUGUCUCCGCACGUGUACGCUACUACGGUCAUUCCUGCAACGUUUGUAGAUUGCAACCAGGUUUGCCCUGGAGUUAACGCUGCUCUAAACGCGCUGCAACAUCUGCAUUUACGCUCGAUGGACCUACAAGUGAAGCUCCGAGAUGUUCGCGUGGAUUACGGACAGAAUGAUUGAUGUGGAAGCUCCAGUGCGCUAAACGAUUCGUGUGCGCAACGAUGCAGCGGAUUCUUCAGAGGAGACGCAUCCGCACACUGCGCUUGGCUUGGUCGCUCAUGGCCGUGGUCGCGCUGUCCCUGGCCGUGUGCAGUGCCAUAUUUACAGUGUGGACAUUGCGGCAAACGCGGGACCUGUCGAGGUCCUUCAAAACUUUGCAAGAGCGUUUAGAGCAGGUGAAUAUGCAGCGCAAGGCCAUCUUUCAGCUCAUUCUGGAAAAACGUGAACUGCUGGAGAGUCAGAGGUUCCGCAGAAAUGCACCAGGGAGGAAAGAACGGAAAGUGGCCUCUCACUUUGAGAUAACCAAAGAUUCUGUUCAAAAAGUGGGGACUGAGGGAGUUAUUAAAGGAUGGACCGAGGAAGUGCUGAAUAUGAGCAGGGCAGUGCAUUAUAAUCCAGAGACCGGCACCUUCAAAGUGGAGCGCAGCGGUGUUUACUUCCUUUAUUGUCAAGUGCACUUCAAUGAGAACCAGAGUCAGUAUGUGAAGCUUGAGGUGUCUGUCCCAAAAGGCCCUUUGCUCCAGUGCAUGGAGGGGUACGGAACCACACCAGCCUCCGGCUCGCACAAGUUUCACUUCCUAAAGCCUUGCCAGGUCUCAGGCCUCCUCCGCCUUAACAAAGGGGCAGAGCUCAAAGCGGUCACUGGGAGAUCCUUUAGUCUUCAGGAGUCGGGUAAACAUUACUUUGGCCUCUUCAGAGUUAACUAGAGGCAUGGUUUUCUAGACACUAUGGACUACAUCGUUUUAUAGUUUUCCAUACAUCACUGGUUGAAAUCACCAGACUCGAAAGUACCUAACCCAGACUUGUCUUUGACUGUGGUACCUGCCGUUGCCUUCAACAAAGAGUUUCUCUAUAACCAGCUGAGCAUGGUCAUACAGUAGAUGACCGUUUUAUGUACACAAGUGCCCUUCCACGAAGAUGUCCUAGGGAUGUCAAUGACUGCACAACUUGGAUCAAUCUGUGGAGAAACAUUUCUCGGUUGGGCCGCAAAUGCCUUAUUAAACGCGAAACCAGCACAAUUUCGACCAUAUAAAUAUAGCAUUUAAUUACAGCAUUCCAGAGACUUUGCUCCAGCAGCGUGGUUGGCUUAUAUACUGGCAUAACCAGUUCGAACAGAAGGACGAUGGGUUUUCGCCUGAGUUGCAGGCCACUACAAGCAUGAGAGGUUUCACCACUGGUUACUUGGCUGGACCAAAACAGAGUUGCCCCAGCUGCCUUACAACUGGAUGGGUUUCGUGCAGAAAAAUAAAAGUUUUGGUUGUUAUGGCAACUCUGAGGGACUAAAUAUGCAAUUUAAAGAUGACCUUUAUAGAAAACGGCAUGGGAAAUCAGUCAGAUACAUUUUAUUGUUGAUGCUUUUAUUUGCAACAACAAGCUCCACCCCUCUUUCCAAAUACGCUUAGUCACUGUGACCAAUAUGAAACACAUAUUUAUCAAGAAAGAGAUUAAGGCAGUGACUUCCUAAAGUACAUGAUAUGUCUUGUGUACUGUGCUGAGUUAUUGAGAGCGACUUGAGAUACAUAUGGGAUGAAAGUUGACUUGAAGUGAUGGCAUGUUGAUCAACGCUCUUUGGUUUGUGUGUGCAGCACAGCAGAGGAACCUUUAAAAAAGUCACAUUAUGCCUCUAGUUUUUAUACUGUGUAUGUUGUAUGUUAUUAAGGGAGAAUUUACAGAUUUUUAUACCAUCGUAAUGACAUUUAAUCUCACUAAUAAGAAAUAUAUAAAACCACUGGUGCUCCAUGUUGACUCAGUUUUGUCAGUGUCUCCAAAGUCUUUGCUUCUCAAGCCGUUCAUAAAUAUUGUAAAUUUAAUUUGAAACGGUGAUUACAACGGCCAUUGUAAAUGCACUUUGGCCCAAAUGAAGCACUGGCUUCCUCUUUGUGUUUUCCUCAUUCUGCCUUCAUUCUGCUUAUUUCCACUUGCUUCUGGACUCUCACUUCCUAUAUCUGAGUCUGCAGCAGAUAGUUGAAAACCUUUGAGGAAAAACAUAUGCUUAUUCUCCCCCUGCUCUCUAGCCUUAUUCCUGCUCCCUUUUCUACUCAGUAUUUUUUCCACUGUUGUGGUUCACUCCUCACACAAAAUUCAUGUUUGGCUGUCAAGUUUCUGCUUAUGAAACAACACUUAAAGGGAUUGUUUACCCAAAAUAUGAAAAUUCUGUCGUAUUUACUCACCCUCAGAUUGUUCCAAAUCUGUAUAAAUCUCUUUGUUCUGUUCAAUGCAAAAGAAGAUAUUUUGAAGAAUGUAUGGAAGUAAACAGUUCUGGUGCACUUUUGACUACUAUUGUCAUUUCCAUACUAUGGUAGUCAAUGGUGGCCAAGAACUGUUUGGUUCAAAGAAAUGUAUACAGAUUUGGAUCAACUCAAGGGUAAGUAAGUGAUGACAGAAGUUUUGUUUUUAUGUGAACUGUCCCUUAAGUCCCUUUAAUAUAACCCUUACUGCUUAGAGAUUACUUUUUGUGAAAGUUAAUGUGGAUUUGAAGCGAUGGAGGAAGUUCUGAUUUUGAAUUAAAAAUAUUCUUCUGAUUA